Aspergillus heteromorphus CBS 117.55 is the source of this 1312-nucleotide messenger RNA. It is a transcript of the gene asf1, whose product is annotated as nucleosome assembly factor ASF1. Gene Ontology annotation, cellular component: nucleus. NCBI's taxonomy places the organism in Eukaryota, Fungi, Ascomycota, Eurotiomycetes, Eurotiales, Aspergillaceae. Bases 276 to 1121 code for a protein of 281 amino acids. The record is from RefSeq and is a predicted model, not a curated record. Gene Ontology annotation, biological process: nucleosome disassembly; DNA replication-dependent chromatin assembly; nucleosome assembly. Gene Ontology annotation, molecular function: histone binding. The transcript has 4 exons.
UGUGGUUUGUGGUUGGCACCUGCUGGCCGCAUCCCCUCCUCUCUCUCUCUCUCUCUCUCUCUCUCCUCUCUUCUCCGGUCUCCCCCUUCAGUCCAGACUUCUCCUUCCUUUCUCUUCUCAAUACCCUCUCUGUCUUCUCCUCCCUACUGACUAGAGCUUCCUUUACCUACACCACCUCUACUUGACUCUACAACCCUCUACACCGUCUACUACUCUACACCCCGCACUACUUGGUUCGAUACCUCCUUCAUCGGCGUAACGCCCCCUCUACAACCAUGUCCGUCGUCUCUCUCCUCGGGGUCAAAAUCGUCAACAACCCGGCGUCUUUCCUCGACUCUUAUCAAUUCGAGAUCACUUUUGAAUGCCUGGAACAGCUCCAGAAGGAUCUGGAGUGGAAGCUCACCUACGUUGGUUCCGCCACAUCCUCCGAGUAUGACCAGGAACUCGACUCCCUGCUAGUGGGGCCCAUCCCCGUCGGGGUCAACAAGUUCAUCUUCGAGGCCGACCCCCCGGACCUCAAGCGCAUCCCCACGUCCGAGAUCCUGGGCGUCACCGUGAUCCUCCUCACCUGCAGCUACGAUGGCCGCGAGUUUGUGCGCGUGGGAUACUAUGUCAACAACGAGUACGACUCGGAGGAGCUAACCCUCCAACCGCCCGCGAAGCCGAUCAUCGAGCGCAUCCGCCGCAACAUCCUGGCAGAGAAGCCCAGAGUCACCCGGUUUGCGAUCAAGUGGGACUCGGAGGAAUCUGCCCCCGCUGAAUACCCGCCCGACCAGCCCGAGGCCGAUCUGGUGGACGACAGUGCUACGUAUGGUGCGGAGGAAACAGAACUCGAAGCUGCUCUUAUCAAAGAGCUGCAGGAGUCCGAGCCCGCCAAGGGCGAAGAUCACGACAUGGAAGUCGAGGGCAACGAUGGUCCUGCCCCGAAGGAGGAGGAAGAGGAGGACAUCUCAGAUGCGGAGAGUGAGGACAUUGAGGACGAGAGUGACGACGACGAGGAGGAGCUUGAUGAGGAGGACGGCGACGAUGGCGACGAGGACGUCGAGAUGGGCGAUGACGCCGAACAGAAGGACAACAACAACCCCACGACCCAACAUCAGCCGGAACUGAUGGUCCACUAAACUGCCUCCACACGCUGGGAUCUGGUUAUCUUCUUCUCUUCUCUUCUCUUCUCUUCUCUUACUCUUUUGAUCCAUCCGUCGAAUGAUUUUAUGAUUGGGUUGCAACGUUUCAUGACAUAUCAUCUAUCAUAUCUUCAGGCUUUGCAGUACUUAGUAUAUGGCAUAGAACCAACAUAAUCAAACCGCUUGAA